AUGUUGUUUCCGCCACGACACGGGCGUGACUCUUCGUAUCACCACGCGGCCGUCGUUGAAGUGGGAGCCAUGGUGCUCCAAAAUAUGUUCAGCGCCCUCUCCUUUCUCCACUACCGCAAAGACGACGACUUCGUAGACAGAUUAAGCUACUUCUACACCUCAUCCUUUCUAAUAAUGAUGGCCGUGCUCGUCAGCUUCAAGCAGGAUCGGUUGGCGAAGAACGCGAUGACUGACUCCCCAAUUGAU
Messenger RNA from Mesorhabditis spiculigera, 246 nucleotides. The record is from the annotation of a GenBank genome assembly. NCBI's taxonomy places the organism in Eukaryota, Metazoa, Nematoda, Chromadorea, Rhabditida, Rhabditidae.